AUGUCAACUUAUCACAACUCCACUGCCUCACGCAAUGACUGGCAUCUCGUCUACAUCAGACUCGAUGAGAACAACCUCCCGCUCCGCCUCGCUAUCAGAAUCGAAAGCAUCGAGAUCAACGUUGAUGUGGCCAACUGGUUCUUCAUCGAUCUCCAACUCAACGCUGUUGACACACGAAGAUCUAACACCACGACCUCUCGUAUUGUGCGUGAGCUAGGCUGGUUCGAUGAUGUGGCGAAUUUCACACAAAUCUGUGCGAACCAAAGAGUGCCAGCAGGACUACAGCAGGGCGACGUUUUCCAGUCGUGGAUAUCAGGCCUCUUGCUAAAUCUCGCGACCAACAAUCAAAACUCCUGGAUCCUGAAUGAUGGCUGUUCAUGA
Molecule: messenger RNA, 381 nt
Organism: Parastagonospora nodorum SN15
Lineage: Eukaryota; Fungi; Ascomycota; Dothideomycetes; Pleosporales; Phaeosphaeriaceae
Exons: 1
Coding region: 1-381 (126 amino acids)
Source: RefSeq, a predicted model, not a curated record